Aspergillus luchuensis is the source of this 2085-nucleotide messenger RNA. RefSeq names its product Zn(II)2Cys6 transcription factor. Gene Ontology annotation, biological process: DNA-templated transcription; regulation of DNA-templated transcription. The record is from RefSeq and is a predicted model, not a curated record. The coding region runs from base 1 to 2085 and encodes 694 amino acids. The transcript is spliced from 4 exons. NCBI's taxonomy places the organism in Eukaryota, Fungi, Ascomycota, Eurotiomycetes, Eurotiales, Aspergillaceae. Gene Ontology annotation, molecular function: DNA-binding transcription factor activity, RNA polymerase II-specific; zinc ion binding; DNA binding.
AUGUCUUCCAGAGCAAGUAUAACCAAGAAAGCAUGCGACGGCUGUAAGAUUCGAAAGAUUCGCUGUGGUGGUGGUCAGCCAUGUCGGUCCUGCUUCAAUGCACGCAUCAAGUGUACCUACAUCCGGGUCCAGCAACCUCGCGGUCCUCAGAAGCUGCGCGCAACUACCAAGUACCUUAUAGACCAAGCUCAACGCGGUAUCGAGGUGCAUGAUGCUCUACCAUCAAUCCCCGAGAGCGGGGAGAUUCUGGAGACCGAUCACGCCUCGACACCGGUCCAGCGAGAAUGUGGUGCAAAAUCGGAAAGAUCUCGCAUACCCACCAAUGUUCUUGCAUCCCCGCUUUAUAUAUACCACGUGCGAAUGUAUCCAGUCUGGCCGAUCGUCGAUGUCGAAAGUGUCAUGUCCAGUUUGCAACAGGAUGUUGAGGAGAAUGACCACGAGACAUAUGCAUUGGCAACUGCUGUGGCAGCGGCAACGAUCGCUCAGUUAAGGCUAGGGCAAAGUUCUCUCCCUGACAAGUCGGUGACUGCGGAAACAUUUGCAGCGGAGUGCAUGAAGGCCCGCAGAUCCUGCGAUUACCGAUCAAGGCUCAACUUGAAUAAUGUCCGGACGGCCUUCUUCCUUCAUGUAUACUUCGAGAACCACCAAUCGGGCGCCAGCGAAUCACUGUUGUACUUGAGGGAGGCUAUCACACUCGCCCAGAUGAUGUGCCUGCAUCGAGAAGUCUCGUACGCUGGCCUUCCAUCGGAAGAGCAACAAAUGCGUCGCCGUGUGCUAUGGCUGUUGUUUGUCACCGAACGCGGCGUCUGCAUACUUCACAAACUUCCCGUAGUCUUGAGAACAGAUAUCUCAACCCCAGAGCUUGAUGCGAAUGAUGAGCCCCAGGUUCUGCCGGCCUUCCUGAAACUGCUCAAUCUGUUCCGACUGUUCGAACAGUCAAACAUGUUUGACAUCAUCGAGGAUGAUAAGGGAGGCUUUGAGCCACUGUCCAGCGAAGUUCCUAACCUAGACAGCCGUUUUCUCAGGCUACUGCAAGAUAAUUUGCAGGACGGAUCAGCUUUGUUGGACCAUAUUUCAGACGUACAGAAGGCAGACCUUUGCGUUACCAGACAUUGGAUGCGCAUGAUCUUGUGGAAAUUCUCGUCCAAAAAAAGCGCUCAUGGAUCUUCUACUCAUUGGCCCACUUCUCCAUCCUUUCCAAUCUUGGUCGCAAAGGAGCUAUUGAACAUAGUAUCGCAACUACCACGAGCGGCCAUCGAAGCCCAUGGGCUCGGUAUGGAGUUGAAACUCUAUGAAAUUGCCAGCUCACUCGCCGAUGCCGUAAUAGACCUCGCAAUGUUGCCACGGGCGCCUUCUUGGGAUAACGAAAGCCGCCCCAGCAGUAAUUUAGCCCGCUUACACUCCAUCCUCUCCACUUUCAGAGGUGGGGGAAACAAGGAGCUAGCUGAGUUACUGUAUAGAAAGAUGGCAGAUGCUCAGGCUAGAAGCGGCCCUGCUUUAUCACCUCCAAUAAGAGAACUACAACCACCAGUCAAAAGUAAAAUGCUACCUGCAGCUACCACAACUUCUGCGUCAAGUGGAGAGGACCUAACACAUAAACGGGCUACUACUGCAAUGGAAGCUGCAGGUCCCAUAGCUGACGACAUCAGCCCGCUCAAUAAUUGGUCUACUGCCACCGAGGCUCAGAUCCCUACAAUGCAGCCUGUGGGCCAAGGGCAUAUACAAGAUAGUCUUAGUCUCGAGCACCAUGCGCAGAGUGGGUACAACGGUCUUCAGCCACUGGAAGACAUGCUAUUCCCCGAGUUUGCGGAGUCAACAUUUCCUACGCAACUUGAGUCUUCUCAAAGCGUCUAUGACCCCUCUUUUGGCAACUUGCUACCAUACUCGCUACCUCUGGAGGAUGCGAGAAGUACACCCAUGAGUUUCGCCUCACUGUCGCCUGCUUUACCCUCUGGCUCCGUUGAAAUGCUGAUAAACGACUUUAUUUCGCAAAUUCCGGAGGGUCAGUUCACACCUGAACUCAACUUUUCAAGCAAUGACUUUCCAGAUGCAGUCUUGUCCGGCGAAGGAUUUCUGCUUUCUUAA